Messenger RNA from Acanthosepion pharaonis, 2835 nucleotides. The record is from the annotation of a GenBank genome assembly. Lineage: Eukaryota; Metazoa; Mollusca; Cephalopoda; Sepiida; Sepiidae.
AUGCGUUUGCUGGAUUUUUUUCUCGUUCGUCAUGCUUUAAAAACCAAUUUUUCUUCAACUUUCUUUUCCUUCUUCUUGUCUUUCUUCGUUUAUUUUUCCCUUUUUCUUCUUCCUUCUUCACAUUCUACUCCUCCCUUUCUUCUCUUCCCCCUUUUUCUUCUUCCUUCUUCACAUUCUCCUCCUACCUUUCUUCUCUUCCUCCUUUUUCUUCUUCCUUCUUCACAUCCUCCUCCUCUCUUUCUUCUCUUCCCCCUUUUUCUUCUUCUUCACAUCCUCCUCCUCCCUUUCUUCUCUUCCCACUUUUGCUUCUUCUUCCUUCUUCACAUCCUCCUCCUCUCUUUCUUCUCUUCCCCCUUUUUCUUCUUCCUUCUUAAUAUCCCCCCUUUUUCUUCUCUUCCCCCUUUUUCUUCUUCCUUCUUCACAUACUCCUCCUACCUUUCUUCUCUUCCUCCUUUUUCUUCUUCAUUCUUAAUAUCCUCCUUCCUUUCUUCUCUUCCUCCUUUUUCUUCUUCCUUUUUCACAUUCUCCUACUCCCUUUCUUCUCUUCCUCCUUUUUCUUCUUCCUUCUUUACAUUCUCCUCAUCCCUUUCUUCUCUUCCUCCUUUUUCUUCUUCCUUCUUCACAUUCUCCUCAUCCCUUUCUUCUCUUCCUCCGUUUUCUUCUUCCUUCUUCAUAUUCUCUACCUCCCUCUCUUCUCUUCCUCCUUUUUCUUCUUACUUCAAAACAUUCUCCUCCUCCCUUUCUUUCUUCUCUUUUCUUCUUCCUUUUCUUCUUCUUUCCUUCUUUCUUCAUAUUCUCCUCCUCCCUUUUUUCUUCUUCCUCCUUUUUCUUCUUCUUCCUUCUCUCAUAUUCUUCCUCCUCCUUUUCUUCUCUUCCUCCUUUUUUCUUCUUCCUUCUUCAUUCUACCCUCCUCCUUUCUUCUCUACCUCCUUUUUUCUUCUUCCUUCUUCACAUUCUCCUCCUCCCUUUCUUCUCUUCCUCCUUUUUCUUCUUCCUUCUUCACAUUCUCCUCCUCCCUUUCUUCUCUUCCUCCGUUUUCUUCUUCCUUCAUCAUAUUCGCCUCCUCCCUUUCUUCUCUUCCUCCUUUUUCUUCUUCCUUCUUCACAUUGUCCUCCUCCCUUUCUUCUCUUCCUCCUUUCUCUUCCUCCUUUUUCUUCUUCCUUCUUUACAUUCUCCUCCUCCCUUUCUUCUCUUCCUCCUUUUUCUUCUUCCUUCUUCACAUUCUCCUCCUCCCUUUCUUCUCUUCCUCCGUUUUCUUCUUCCUUCUUCAUAUUCUCCUCCUCCCUUUCUUCUCUUCCUCCUUUUUCUUCUUCCUUCUUAACAUUCUCCUCCUCCCUUCCUUCUCUUCCACCUUUUUCUUCUUCCUUUUUCAUAUUCUCCUCCUCCCUUUCUUCUCUUCCUCCUUUUUCUUCUUCCUUCUUCACAUUCUCCUCCUCACUUUCUUCACUUCCUCCUUUUUCUUCUUCCUUCUUAAUAUCCCCCUCCCUUUCUUCUCUUCCCCCUUUUUCUUCUUCCUUCUUCACAUACUCCUCCUACCUUUCUUCUCUUCCUCCUUUUUCUUCUUCAUUCUUAAUAUCCCCCUUCCUUUCUUCUCUUCCUCCUUUUUCUUCUUUUUUUUUUUUUUCUCCUCCUCCUUUCUUCUCUUCCUACUUUUUCUUCUUCCUUCUUCACAUUCUCCUCCUCCCUUUCUUCUCUUCCUCCGUUUUCUUCUUCCUUCUUCAUAUUCUCCUCCUCCCUUUCUUCUCUUCCUCCUUUUUCUUCUUCCUUCUUCACAUUCUCCUCCUCCCUUUCUUCUCUUCGUUUUCUUCUUCCUUCUUCAUAUUAUCCUCCUCCCUUUCUUCUCUUCCUCCUUUUUCUUCUCACUUCUUCACAUUCUCCUCCUCCCUUUCUUUACUACCUCCAUCUACUUCUUCCUUCUUCACAUUCUCCUCCUCCCUUUCUUCUCUUCCUCCUUUUUCUUCAUCCUUCUUCACAUUCUCCUCCUCCCUUUCUUCUCUUCCUCCGUUUUCUUCUUCCUUCUUCAUAUUCUCCUCCUACCUUUCUUCUCUUCCUCCUCUUUCUUCUUCCUUCUUCACAUUCUCCUCCUACCUUUCUUCUCUUCCGACUUUUUCUUCUUCCUUCUUCACAUUCUCCUCCUCCCUUUCUUCUCUUCCUCCUUUUUCUUCUUCCUACUUCAUAUUCUACUCCUCCCUUUCUUCCCUUCCUCCUUUUUCUUCUUACUUCUUCACAUUCUCUUCCCCCCUUUCUUCUCUUCCUCCUUUUUCUUCUUCCUUCUUCACAUUCUCCUCCUUCCUUUCUUCUCUUCCUCCUUUUUCUUCUUCCUUCUUCACAUUCUCCUCCUCCCUUUCUUCUCUUCCUCCUUUUUCUUCUUCCUACUUCAUAUUCUCCUCCUCCCUUUCUUCUCUUCCUCCUUUUUCUUCUUCCUUCUUCACAUUCUCCCCCUCCCUUUCUUCUCUUCAUCCUUUUUCUGCUUCAUUCUUAAUAUCCCCCUUCCUUUCUUCUCUUCCUACUUUUUCUUCUCCCUUCUUCACAUUCUCCUCCUCCCGUUCUUCUCUUCCUCCUUUUUCUUCUUCCUUCUUCACAUUCUCCUCCUCCCUUUCUUCUCUUCCUCCUUUUUCUUCUUCUUCUUCACAUUCUCCUCCUCCCUUUCUUCUCUUCCUCCUUUUUCUUCUUCUUCUUCACAUUCUCCUCCUCCCUUUCUUCUCUUCAAACCUUUUUCUUCUUCCUUCUUCACAUUCUCCUCCUGACUUUCUUCACUUCCUCCUUUUUCUUCUUCAUUCUUCACAUUCUCCUCCUCACUUUCUUCAAUUCCUCCUUUUUAUUCUUCCUUCUUAA